CCUGUGUCCUCCGAGCAAAAGAAAAGCGAGAAAGGGAAAAGACGGGGGUAGCGGGGCAUUUGUACGAAAUGGGCUGUUGAACAGCGGGUCGGAUCGCUCACGUCCGCCACCGCCGGCUUUAGGAUUUUAAGCGUGACGGUAAAAUGGACACAUUUUUGGACUGACCCACGACGCUCGUAUAUCCGGAAUGACUCCGAUUACCGAAGUGACAUCGUUGAAUGUACAUGCUUUACGAGCUAUUUAGAGAAGAUCCUGUGCGCGUGUCGUUUCGCUCUGGAACCGGUAUUAUUUCCUUGUCAGGGAUGUAGCAGUAUACGGACUUUACGCACAAGCGCAGCCGGGGCAGAGUGACCCAAGUGUAGCGCUCACCUGGGGGAGGACCACCACUCCUUCAUUCCUAUCAUCCCUUGAGCCCCCUCUCUAUAACAGCCAUGGCGCCACGGAAACGCGGGGGCGGAGGGCAUGGUGCGUCCUUCUUCUUCUGCUGCUUCCAGGGCAGUGACCACCCAGAGAUCACCUAUCGUCUGCGGGAGGACUUUGCCCUGCAGGCGAUGGAGCCUGCUCUGCCCAUCCCCAGCUAUGACGAGCUGGAUGCCAUGUUUUCUGAGCUGGUGGAUGAGCUGGACCUGACAGAGAAGCACAGAGAGGCCAUGUUUGCCUUGCCAGCAGAAAAGAAAUGGCAGAUAUACUGCAGCAAGAAAAAGGAACAAGAGGAGAAUAAAGGUGCUACUAGCUGGCCAGAGUUCUACAUUGACCAGCUUAGUUCAAUGGCAGCUAGGAAGACUUUGUUGGCUUUGGAGAAGGAAGAAGAAGAAGAACGCAACAAGACCAUUGAAAGCCUUAAAACGGCCCUACGGACACAACCCAUGAGGUUUGUAACACGGUUCAUUGACCUGGAUGGCUUGACAUGCAUCUUGAACUUCUUGAAGAGCAUGGAUUAUGAGACCACGCAGUCUCAGAUCCACACGUCCCUCAUCGGUUGCAUUAAAGCUCUGAUGAACAACUCUCAGGGUCGUGCCCAUGUGCUCUCGCAUUCUGAGAGCAUCAACAUCAUCGCCCAGAGUCUGGCCACCGAGAACAUCAAGACCAAAGUGGCGGUGCUGGAGAUCAUGGGUGCUGUUUGUUUGGUACCAGGAGGUCACAAGAAGAUUCUAGAGGCCAUGCUGCACUAUCAGAAGUUUGCGUGUGAACGAACACGGUUUCAGACAUUGCUGAAUGAUCUGGACAGAAGCACAGGCCGGUACAGGGACGAGGUCAGCCUGAAGACAGCCAUUAUGUCCUUCAUUAAUGCUGUGUUAAGUCAAGGAGCUGGUGAAUCCAGCCUUGAGUUUCGGAUUCAUUUACGAUACGAGUUCCUCAUGUUGGGCAUUCAGCCCAUCAUUGAUAAACUCAGGUCACAUGAGAACUCUACUUUAGACAGGCACUUGGAUUACUUUGAGAUGCUCAGAAACGAUGAUGAACUCACUUUAUCCAGACGCUUCGAGUCUCUUCAUAUAGACACAAAGAGUGCAACGCAGGUCUUUGAGCUUGUGCGGAAGAAGCUGGCCCACACAGAUGCAUACCCGCAUUUCAUGUCUGUCCUCCACCAUUGCCUGCUCAUGCCCCAUAAGAGAAGUGGAAACACUGUGCAGUACUGGCUGCUGUUGGACCGUAUCGUCCAGCAGAUGGUCCUGCAGAAUGAUAAAGGUCACGACCCUGAUGUCACCCCAUUAGAAAACUUCAAUGUGAAGAAUGUGGUUCGAAUGCUUGUCAACGAAAAUGAGGUCAAACAGUGGAAGGAACAGGCUGAGAAAAUGCGAAAAGACCACCACGAGCUUCAGCAAAAGAUGGAGAAGAAAGAGCGAGAGUGUGAUGCUAAAACACAAGAGAAGGAGGAGAUGAUGCAGACGCUUAAUAAGAUGAAAGAGAAGUUGGAGAGAGAAAUGGGGGAACAUAAGCUGGUCAAGCAGCAGGCGGCAGAACUGACUGCCCGACUACAUGACCUCAGUAUGAAACAGAUAGCCAGUGUUCCCGGAGGUCCUCCUAUCCCUGGUCCUCCAGGUGGACCUCUCCUGCCCCCUCCACCACCUCCACCAGGUGGCAUGAUGCCUCCUCCACCACCCCCUCCGCCAGGAGGUGCUAUGAUGCCACCACCUCCACCACCACCCCCUGGAGGUCCUCCACCACCACCUGGACGGGCUCCCUUUGGUAUGGCUCCCCCUCCGCCAGGAGCCCCCUUGGGACCAUCCUUGAAGAAGAAAAACAUUCCUCAGCCAACCAAUCCACUUAAGUCCUUCAACUGGUCCAAGCUGCCUGAGAGCAAGCUUGAGGGAACGGUCUGGGCAGAGGUUGAUGACGGCAAAGUUUUUAAGAUCUUGGAUCUGACGGACAUUGAGAAGACCUUCUCUGCUUACCAGAGGCAGCAGGACUUCUUUAUGGUCAAUAACAGCAAGCAGAAAGAGACUGAGGAUGAUAUCUUGAGCUCCAAGAAAGUCAAAGAGCUCUCUGUCAUUGAUGGACGACGUGCACAGAACUGCAACAUCCUUCUCUCACGAUUGAAACUUUCCAACGAGGAAAUAAAGAGAGCUAUUCUGACUAUGGACGAACAGGAAGAUCUGCCUAAGGACAUGCUGGAGCAGAUGUUAAAGUUUAUCCCAGAGAAGAGUGAUGUGGAUCUACUGGAGGAGCACAAACAUGAGCUGGAUCGCAUGGCAAAGGCAGACCGCUUCCUCUAUGAAAUGAGCAGAAUAAACCAUUACCAGCAGAGGUUACAGUCUUUGUACUUCAAGAAGAAAUUUGCUGAGAGAAUUGCGGAGAUCAAACCCAAAGUUGAAGCACUGACCAAGGCCUCAAAAGAGGUUUUACACAGCAGGAAUCUCAAGCAGUUGCUGGAGGUGGUGCUGGCGUUUGGAAAUUACAUGAACAAAGGACAGAGAGGCAACGCAUACGGCUUCAAAAUCUCUUCGCUCAAUAAGAUAGCAGACACAAAGUCCAGCAUCGACAAGAAUAUCACUCUACUACACUACUUGAUCACCAUCCUGGAAAAGAAGUACUCCAAAGUCAUGGUCUUCCUGGAGGAGCUGCAGAAUGUGCCGGAAGCUGCCAAAGUCAACAUGACUGAGUUGGAAAAGGAGAUCAAUAAUCUUCGCAGCGGUUUGAAGAGCGUUGAAAGCGAGUUAGAACAUCAGAAGAAUUGUCCUCAGCAAUAUGGAGAUAAGUUUGUGCCUGUGGUCAGCCAGUUCAUUACAGUGGCCAGUUUCAGUUUCUCUGACGUAGAAGACUCCCUCACUGAGGCUAAAGAACUGUUCAUAAAGACAGUCAAGCACUUUGGUGAAGAUGCUGACAAGAUGCAGCCCGAUGAGUUCUUCGGGAUUUUCGAUCAGUUCUUGCAGUCCUUUGCAGAGGCCCGUCAGGAGAACGAGAACAUACGCCGACGCAAAGAGGAAGAGGAGCGCAGGGCACGCAUGGAGGCUCAGCUUAAGGAGCAGAGAGAAAAGGAAAGAAAGGCCAGAAAAGCCAAAGAGAACGGAGAGGACGACGGGGGCGAGUUUGACGACCUGGUGUCUGCUUUGCGUUCCGGGGAGGUUUUCGAUAAGGACCUGUCAAAGAUGAAGCGCAACCGCAAGCGCAUCAACAGCCAGACGUCAGACACCGGCAGGGAGCGUCCGAUUACCAAGCUUAACUUCUGAACAGCCACCAUUGAGCUUAAGUACAGAGACGCACAUUAUCAGAACUCGCAUCAUUACAACCAAAAACCAUCAUGUGGUGGUGAAUGUCUGGGGGGGACUCCUCUCCUCAAAUUGAACACUAUACUGGGCGGAGCAGGAGAAAGAAAGCAUGUUUACCCAAAGACGGUCAAUUUAUCAUUACCUGUUUUAAAGUGAAGAGAAAGGACUCUUAAAUAUUAAGGACAUGAACCUUAUUUAAAUAUAAACUUUGAGUACUGGAGCGUGUUUCCUUGGUGCUGGAGCUGCCAGGAUUAAAACGAACUGAAGGUCUGCUUUUUGACCAUGCGCAGGAAACAUGGCAAAAGCUUCACCUAUUUUUGCCAAAAUUAACGCCACUGACUUCAGCAUGCCAAGCGUCACAAUGAGCUUUUCCAUUUCUUGCUUUUUUGAUGCAUUAUAGGUAUGUAUUUUAAAGUCAAGUGGAAAUAAUAUGUUAAACCUUUGUAAAUAUGUCACUGAAAACUAGUAAUGCGACUGCAAAACUUUGGGGAUGGCGUGGUUUGCCCUUUUACUAAGGGUAAUUAAUAAUAAUACAUAUAGUGUUUUUAAGGAUAUUUCUGACAUCAGUAACCAGGGCUGUGGGUAGCUUAUAACAAAAAAAAGGCAUUAUGGAAGAUGGCUCUGUUUGUUAUAUUCGGUACAAGCUAAUUGGAAAUGAUUUUUUAAAGGGGCCAAUGGAGCCCGUGUUGUCUUAAACACUGUGGACGGUCGCUGUACAGAUUCUAUGCAGUUUCUGAUGUCAAGUGUUGCUCUGUUCGAGGACUUUUUACAUGAAAUGUAGUCAUAUUUAAAAUGAUCAAGGCAAUACUUUUCCUUUACGUUCUUCCCUCCUGUCUGGAGUCCCUUCAGGCUUUUUUAAUCUGUAAACUAGUCGUAUGGUUUGACGGUUUCCUUUUUCACUGUAAAAUACCUCCAUUGGACUUUUCUAAUUUAAGGAAAAUACAGCCUUCCAUUGUAAGAUGAAUCUGAAUAAAUGGAAGAGUUGAAAAAGUUA
Messenger RNA from Misgurnus anguillicaudatus (oriental weatherfish), 4701 nucleotides. It is a transcript of the gene daam1b, whose product is annotated as dishevelled associated activator of morphogenesis 1b. The record is from RefSeq and is a predicted model, not a curated record. Gene Ontology annotation, biological process: actin cytoskeleton organization. Gene Ontology annotation, cellular component: stress fiber. Lineage: Eukaryota; Metazoa; Chordata; Actinopteri; Cypriniformes; Cobitidae. Gene Ontology annotation, molecular function: small GTPase binding; actin binding.